Molecule: messenger RNA, 684 nt
Organism: Dermacentor silvarum
Lineage: Eukaryota; Metazoa; Arthropoda; Arachnida; Ixodida; Ixodidae
Product: probable ATP-dependent RNA helicase DDX5
Exons: 1
Coding region: 1-684 (227 amino acids)
Cellular component (GO): nucleus; ribonucleoprotein complex; cytoplasm
Molecular function (GO): RNA binding; RNA helicase activity
Source: RefSeq, a predicted model, not a curated record
AUGGGUUUGAAGCCCUAUGUCCUCAAGAUUGCCGAGCUCUGCCGACCAGACCACCAGACGAUAAUGUGGGUCAGGUUCUGGCAAAACGAGCUCAGGCCCUUUGUCGAGGACCUGCUCAACGACUACAUCGAAAUCGAGUUCGGGAAGACGCAGCUACCAGCUCAAAACAGCGUGGAGAUGACUGUCGACGUGUGCCAGGAGGAAGAGAAGGAAACGAAGCUAGCUGAGCUCUUCGACGACGUCCUCAAGGAGAAGUCAAAUAAAGCCGUUGCGUUCACCGACACGAGGAUUAAGGCCGACGAAAUUGCGUGGAAGCUGCGACUCCGGGGCUGGUCUGCCAUCGGCCUUCACGACAAGAAGACGAAAGAGCUACAAGACUGGAUAGUUUCCACGUUCCGGACUGGUACGUAUAGCGUGCUCGUGACGACGGACAACUGUGCGCAGGACUUGGUCCUCGAGAACGUGUCCCUGGUGGUGAACUACGACUGCCCGGACUGCUCGGAGGUCUACGUGCGGAGGUCGAGCCACGUCGCGCGCUCAGGUGAACCAGGCGUGGUUCACACAUUCAUCAUUCCGACUCAGAAGCCACAUGCCACAAACCUUAUAGCAAUUCUGGAGGAUGCCAAGCAGCCGGUUCAACCAGAUCUGUACCACAUGGCAAAGACAGCGCGUUCCAAACAAUGA